UUUUAAAAAAUGAGUGUGGGAUAGACUCACGUCGAUUUUUUUAAUACCAUUCCGCUAUGAAGAAGUGUGAGAACAAAAUGCUAACUAUUACUGAAAAAUCCAGAGUAAUUUUGCUCAAUAAUUAUUUUCCUGUAAAAUCAUUUUUGUGCAGAUAUUUUUUUUAGAUAUUCGAUAAAAUCAGGGAAAUAUAGAUCCAAAACAUUACGUGGCGAGCAGUUUCGAAUAUUUCAGAUCUGCAUUACCCGAAAAAUCUAAAACAAAUAGGUAUGAAAAAUUUUGGCACCAACACUGCGUGAAAUGUGAAAAUAUGCAAAUAAUGCAUUUUUCCAUAGACUCCUGAAAAUUUUCAAUUAUUUACCAAAUUAUUUCUCUAAAAAGAUUGGAAUUCUCAUGAAGCGGGGGAGUUCCCCGUGAUGUUACGGAUUUAAUAAACAAUUCUCAAGAUUACCUUUGGACGGAAUUAUUACAAAUUCGAAAGUUUUGGCACCUACCGGAUUAGUACAAUUCCCGGUAUUUACCCUUAGACAAGGAAAACAAUGUACACGAGGAUGGCUCGCCCCCCUCCGGGCCCUUGCCCCUUCCACCGUUGUCCAGGGGGUGCCAAAUGGGCAUGAUUUCCUAUAAGAAGAGGGAUGUUGUCCGGUGCAGUCAUUAUUCUUCGACAACACGUCAUAGAAGUACAACUAGAAGCAGUACAAGCUAUCUUAGACACUUCGAAACCUCUGCACUACAAAUUCAGACUCUUGCAAAAAAACGAGACAGUGAAGUAAACAUGGCAGCAGCACGAAAUCAAGGAGAGUCGAUGCCUUUGCUCGUUCCCAACUUCUUCCCCGGAGGACCAUUUUACAUCACUUAUCGCCGAUGUUUCUGCAAGAAGGAGAUGAUUUUGGUGCCAGUACCACUGUAUCCGGCCCCUUCGCCAUGGCCUGCGUGCUAUUAUCCACCGCCUUCAUGCCUGGUGAAGUCUGAUGCCUGUCAGUGUCGUGGAUUCUGCCUUCACAAGGAUAUUCGUUCCUUGGAACUGGAACCUAUGUUCACUGCUGAAUUGAAUCCUGCGUGGCCCGAAUAUCCAUCAUACUCUGAGGACCAGCUCGCAUCCAUUUCUGAUAGUAACGAAUCAUCACGCCGACGUCGUCAUCGGCGUAACGCAAAACGUGAGAAAACUGAGAUCAUCGACGAUCUGUAUGGAUCAUGGGAAGAUCUAGACCGCUGAUUGCAUUUUUCCAUUUCUUUAUGCUGAGAAAUAAUCAGCAAACAUUUGUAAAAAGUUGUUAGUGUAUCAAUAGUGUAUAAUAUGUACAUAAUUUUGUAAUUUGACAAAGGA
This is a messenger RNA of Fopius arisanus, 1324 nucleotides long. RefSeq lists its product as uncharacterized. Bases 605 to 1213 code for a protein of 202 amino acids. The transcript has 2 exons. Lineage: Eukaryota; Metazoa; Arthropoda; Insecta; Hymenoptera; Braconidae. The record is from RefSeq and is a predicted model, not a curated record.